This is a messenger RNA of Microthlaspi erraticum, 1584 nucleotides long. Lineage: Eukaryota; Viridiplantae; Streptophyta; Magnoliopsida; Brassicales; Brassicaceae. The record is from the annotation of a GenBank genome assembly.
AUGAUGGCUCUUAUGAAUUGUGCUUCAUCUUUCUCUUCUUGUUCUUCUUCCUCUUCCACUUCUUCUUCAUCCUCUUCUUCUUCUCCGAGGAACAGAGAGAACAUGGUUUUGCAGAGUGUGGUUGAUGUGUCACCUCCAAGUUUCUCCUCCGACAACAAACUUAUUUUACCAAUUGAGAAGACUUUAAUAACCCACCAAAAUUCCAAGCUCUGCCUGAUUUCAAAGUCUUCAGAAGAUUUGAAGAAGGAGAUUGCUUCAAUCGAGUUAGAGAUUCUUCACAUGGAAAGAUAUUUGUUAUCUCUAUACAGAAAAUCUUUCGAACAGCAAAUUUCUUCCUUCUCUAAUCUCUCUCCAACAACUUUACCUCGUUCAGCGACUACUUCACCAUCAUCACUAACUCUUCCAAAACACUAUCAAGCUUACCAAAAACCAAUCUCGUAUCCUCGGAGUUUCAACACUAGCUUAAAAGCCUUAUCUUCAAGGGAAGGGACUAGAGAAAUAUCUGGUAACCACAGUCUUGGAGAGCUUCUAGGAUCAUCUCAUUUACUUGACGAUCAAACAUUUAUAAACCCGAAUAAACUCUCUGAAGAUAUAAUGAGAUGCAUAUCUUCUGUAUAUUGUACACUUUCAAGAAGCUCAACUAGUAGAAACUCCACUUGUUUCUCUGCUUCUCCGGUUUCAACAAUGUCAAACUCCUCCACCAUUUUCUCAUCCAAAUCCAAUUACGAUGAUAAAUGGAGCCAGCAUUGCGCUGGUGAGUACCAGUUGCUGAAUCAGUGUCAAGAUCAAGGCAAUGUUUUGCCUUGUGGUGUUGUUGUGAUAGAGGCUCUUAGAGUACACUUGGAUGAUGGUAGUUUUCGUUACGCUGCUCUUAUGCUUCAAAACUUCAGAUCAUUGGUUCAAAAUCUUGAAAAAGUUGAUCCGACUAGAAUGAAACGCGAAGAAAAGCUUGCGUUUUGGAUUAACAUUCACAAUGCUCUUGUUAUGCAUGCAUACUUAGCUUAUGGGACUCAUAACCGCGCAAGAAACACUUCGGUUUUGAAGGCAGCUUACGAUGUUGGAGGCUAUCGCAUAAACCCUUUCAUAAUCCAAAGCUCAAUCUUAGGAAUCAGACCUCAUUACUCAUCACCACCUCCUUUACUCCAGACGCUGUUUUCACCUUCAAGAAAGUCGAAAACUUGCAAUGUGAGACACAUCUACGCUUUGGAAUAUCCAGAGGCUUUAGCUCAUUUCGCGAUUUCUUCAGGAGCAUUCACAGAUCCUACGGUUCGUGUUUACACCGCGGAUAGAAUCUUCAGGGAUCUAAGACAAGCGAAAAAAGAGUUUCUAAAAAGUAAUGUACGUGUUUACAAAGGGACAAAGAUUUUGUUGCCAAAGAUCUUUCAGCAUUAUGUUAAAGACAUGUCAAUGGAUGUGUCCAAGCUCAUGGAAACAACAGCCGAGUGUUUACCAGAGGAUGCGAGGAGGAUUGCUGAUAAAUGUUUAAAGGAGAAGAAGAGUAAGAAUUUUGAAUGGUUACCGGAAAAUUUGAGUUUCCGGUAUGUCAUCGCCGGCGAAUUGGUCGGAGGACAAAAUAAGACUUGA